AUGGCAAUAGGCACACUAAUCGCAUCAUCGAAAGAUAACUAUAGGAAUAUCAAAGACGGCCCUUUGUCAGGGAGGACACUGCGAACGCUAGGCCCUGGGACAGCAAACUCGAUGCCAGCGAGGAAUAUUCCUUCGCUAGGCCUACAGGGAUGUACCACGUCCUCUCCAGUAAAGGCUUCGUACCCUUCCAACUCAAAAUCUAAACGGCCGAAAGAUGUAUCAUCCAAACCAGACGAUGAGGGAAGCAUCUUUUCAAAUUUAGCUAUUCCAAAUACCCAUCCUCCAUUUGACGACGGUAAGAACAAGCCGAGGGAAGCUUUCAUGGAAUGCGCCUCUGAGGUGCACAGAUUGUAUAGAAAUAUCCUUGUAAAUCGCCCUGUGUCACCGCUGCCUUUCAUCAUCGAUCAACUCCACCAGGAACUUGAACACAAAGGUCACUAUGACAUACCACCAGACCAAAAAUGCAAGUCGACAAGUUGCGAAAUGCAUUCUGUAGAAGCUAAACCGAAGCAAGGGAAAAUGUCCCCGACGAAGGAACAGACACCCACGAGAGAAAACUCAAGCAUUAGCCACAGCCCGGGUGUGCAACCGGAGGAUUGCGUAACUGAGGUUUUUCACAUCGACAGGCCCAUAACACCUCUGCGCUUGUCUAGUGAAAAAGACAACGAUACAAUAUUUGAGGAACCAAUGAAUGAGACGUUUAAAGCUCCCGACAAUACAUCAUUGCUACAGGUGUCAACCUUCAACUUGUCAACAAAAUGCGAUCGCCCUGAAACCAUCUCCGGUGAUUCGAGUGGCACCAGCUGUGCGAACUGCAGCACUAUGUCUCGACGGAAGACCUCCUGUGUCGUGCAAAAUGAAGGGGAGGAGUCUUUGCCCAACUCGACAAGCUACACUAAACCGUCGCCAGGCCACAUUCCCACCCUCUCCGGCUCCACUCUCAGCUCCUCGCCAGGGAUCCGUGCUUCGGCGCCGCCGUCUUGGCUAUUACGGAUGUCCCCCCUUGGGAGUGUCGCCCAUACGGUCUCCCCGCACCCCGACUGCGCCCCCCCCUUACCCCAUCCCAGUCUCCCCCAGCGCGGCUUCAGCACCCUUUCCAAGGUGACCCCUUCGCAAGCCAACCCCACAACCGCUGUCCUGCCUGUGUUCAGCAAACGAGUCUCUUUGAAUGGAAGCAUGAUGGCAGCUGGGUCUACGCUAGAUGUUCGUUCCUCGGGAAGUGAUAUCUCCUCCGUGUUUAGUGCGGCCCCGGUUGACGUCCAGGAGAUGCUACGGGAGCUUCGAGUGGCAAAAGAGGAACAUGUUGGAAUGGCUCGAACCCAUGUCACUUGGAAUGAGAUGGUGGAUAUCCUAGAGAGCGUCUCCUUCCCCGCACACGAUGCGACGCUGCUAGCGGAUCUCUUUGAUGAGCUGUGGUUGAAUCAACAAAACCGGCUGCGGAAGUUGGCGGCCGAUAAGGAACUUGCUGCAAGUGGGUGCAGCUCUACAAGGACGACACCAUUGUGGGGCUCAUGGGUCCCAGGGCGCAAGCAGCAUUACGUCUGUUCCCCCUUUGACGGAAAGCCCAUACACUCCGCGGAGGCCAUAACUAAGGGUGGACUUCAACGCGUCCAAACAAAUCCCGGCAUAGUCCGGAACGUCGCUGAUGAAGCGGUGAAAGGCUCAACGUCGUCAGGGAAAAAAGCGGCAAUGUCCAAGUCGCUACAUGAUCAACCACCUAUUCCGAUGGUGCGCUUUGAAACCUUUUUAGCAUGCAUGACCUACAAAAUACAGGGACGGUACCCUCUGGAGGUGAUUCGCCAAGCCUUUUUUGAUCUUGUCGAAGAAUACGGAGUCACACGCAGCGUCACCAGCGAUGCCGUUAGCCACAAGCUUGGGUUGGUCCUCGAAUCAGCGCCCAGCUCGACGGGGGUCUUGUCAAAUGCAAAAGAGACUGAAACUCAUUUCCCGAAACAUGGCUUCGAGAGUGCGACACGAGUAAAAAGCAACGACAUCUCCCUUGCUUCUGAGUACCACGACCGAUGCGAAGGGACGCAUCUGCUGUCGUCAGCGUGCUGCACAGACUUCGCCGAGCCAUCCGUGACACUUGAACUCAGCAACCUGACUGAUUCAAACCCUGAUAAGGCUAACGACGGUCAAACAAAGGUGCAGGAGCUGGUGAUGUCGAUGAAAUCACUUCGCGAUAAUCUAAAGGAGACCUCUAGUUCACAUAAUUUGUUCAAUGGAACCGUCAAUAUGAAGGAUAGUUCCCAGAUAGCAUCUAACCUGACAACUCACAUGGACCUUAUGGGCAGUAUCACGAGCUCCAGCCGGCUCUUCUCACCGCACCUGACGGUCAUGGCGCAUACCGUGCCGCUAUGGAUGUGUGUAGUGGAGGGCAUCCAAGGCCUCCUCGGCCUAAACAAUUUCGAUGGUGCGGAUAUUGAACAGGCCCUCAACAUGGCAGGCCAGCCUUUGCACAAUCUCGACUACCACUGUCACCUGGACGAAUUCAUACGCCUCGUGCACUGCGUGACGAUGUUGGUGAAUCGGAAGCUCAUGAACUCUAGUAACCAUUUCAAAGGGGGGAACCUCUACCCGACGCUGAUCCGAAGCGCGGCAAGCGUGACGGCUUCUGGUAAUGCGGGAUAUAGCGGCAGUAGUAAUAAUAACAAUAGCACGAGUAGGAGCGAAAAUGAAAGAAAUCCUAUUAUGUUUUCGUUAAACGCGAAUUAUGUGGCAUGGUAG
Messenger RNA from Phytomonas sp. Hart1, 2727 nucleotides. The record is from the annotation of a GenBank genome assembly. NCBI's taxonomy places the organism in Eukaryota, Euglenozoa, Kinetoplastea, Trypanosomatida, Trypanosomatidae.